Molecule: messenger RNA, 792 nt
Organism: Saccharomyces paradoxus
Lineage: Eukaryota; Fungi; Ascomycota; Saccharomycetes; Saccharomycetales; Saccharomycetaceae
Gene: MRP20
Product: mitochondrial 54S ribosomal protein uL23m
Exons: 1
Coding region: 1-792 (263 amino acids)
Biological process (GO): mitochondrial translation
Cellular component (GO): mitochondrial large ribosomal subunit; ribosome
Molecular function (GO): structural constituent of ribosome
Source: RefSeq, a predicted model, not a curated record
AUGCCACGAUUGACGGUUGGAACAAAAAAUAUGCUGUAUCCAUUAAAAAAAACACUUGCAGUGGGCAGUUGCAAGCCGGAGCAGGUUUCAAUAAGAUCAUUGGCUUCAAUGGUGGAGAGUUCGGCCAAAAAACCUAGCACAAGCGGCGAUGUUCGCGGAGUAGACAUAAACGUAAGCGAGAGGAUCUAUAAGUGGACAAAGGCAGGUGUAGAGCAGGGAAAGGAGCAUUUCAAAGUUGGAGGUAACAGGGUUUACUUCCCUAAGGCCAGAAUCAUCCUAUUGAGGCCUAACGCGAAGCACACGCCGUAUCAAGCAAAAUUCAUCGUCCCAAAAUCAUUCAAUAAAUUAGAUCUCAGAGACUAUCUUUAUCAUAUCUACGGGUUAAGGGCAAUGAACAUCACGACGCAACUACUGCAUGGAAAGUUCAACCGCAUGAACCUACAAACAACACGGUUUAGAGAACCACAAAUCAAGAAAAUGACCAUCGAGAUGGAAGAACCCUUCAUCUGGCCUGACGAACCCCGCCCGGACGAAAACAACUUCUGGGACAGCACUACGCCUGAUAACAUGGAAAAAUACCGUGAAGAAAGACUUAACUGCUUGGGCUCAGACGCCAACAAGCCUGGCACAGCAUUCGAGGGAGUUGUGGGGCCUUACGAGAGAGUGGCCCAGCCUUUUGUACCUCGCUUCUUGAAACGAGAGAUAGACAAUAAGCGAGAGCGUUACGCCGCUGAACUGCAGCGAGCAGAUAAGCUAAUCGCCCUGAACAGGUACGUGGAAGAUCUACAUUAG